Suillus discolor is the source of this 1289-nucleotide messenger RNA. RefSeq lists its product as uncharacterized. Bases 56 to 964 code for a protein of 302 amino acids. The record is from RefSeq and is a predicted model, not a curated record. NCBI's taxonomy places the organism in Eukaryota, Fungi, Basidiomycota, Agaricomycetes, Boletales, Suillaceae. The transcript is spliced from 9 exons.
GCUGAAUCGGGGGACUAAACAAAGCGGUUGUGUGGCAUUUUUCACAACAAUCUCAAUGCCUACUGUAAAUGCACUAGAAAUCCUGCGAGGCUCAGAAACAGAGCACAUCGAUAAUCGGCAAUGCGGCAGGUCUCUUACACACCUUAGCUAUCUCAGAGAUACGAUGUCACAUCAUACCAGUGAUUUCAGUCACCCUCCUCCGGCGUACCAGCAACAUGCUUCAAUGCCACAAAUAUCACAUCACGACCAUGCUUACUGCACCCCGCAAGGGCACACACAUGAUCAUGAUUGUCACAGGCAUCAUGUAAACUGCCAGUCCCCCAUGCACAUUGUAGUACCAAUAAUCCCCGAUUCUAGGACCGUAAUUCAUUCAAGGUACAAUGAAGUCGACCCUCUCCUUCCAACAGGAAGACGACGGAACAAUGACCCAGGAUGUUGCUUCUUUACGAUUCUCGGAGCCGUGAUCAUUUUUGGGGUGUUUGCCAUCGGUUUCUUCUCAUUUGUUCCCCUCAAUGAGUUUGCUUGGACCAAUAUCGAAUCUCAUUCCUGCACCACUUAUGCAACAAAGGAGUACGUAGCAGAGCUCAACGCGUCUCGUUGGAGCCGUCAUAGGAUGGAAAUCUGCAUGGCUACUCCGAUGUUUGUUCAUGGCCGGCCUCACUGGCCUUCCAGAUGCGAAGAUCGUUCAGGCACGGUGAUGGGACAUUUUGCCAUCAACCAUGACGAACCCGACUGCGUCACCUACUGGAGUGGAUAUAAGGACAUGGGCUGUUCCGCUAGAGGCUCGAAGAAGAGACAAAUUGAGCAACGUCUCGAGAACUUGCCAUUCCUAGCAGACUAUAAAGAGUUUUGUGCAACAACCCCUACUCGUUUCCUAGACCGGGAAUUCACUGGCGCAGACUCGUGCGUGAAUCAUAUUUGGGGUGUCUACGGACAAUGGUUCAUCGACGACCAUAGUUGUUGAAGCAAGCGUCGAGCAUCGUUUCUCGUACCCAACAAUUUUAUCUCUAUUUCUUAUCCCGACAUACAUGUACCAUUUACUGAUCCAAACUAUGCUUUAAGUACUUUUCAUCGUAGCUUGUUGUACAGGAUCGUUUUAAAUGUAACGUCAGGAAGUGUACCAGCUAGGUGUCCUUUUUGUCACUUGCACGCUGAAACUUCGCCAAGUCAAUUCUUCAAGAACUUCAAAUAUUUAUGUACCGCCGUUUGUGUGUGAACUUACCUUCUGAUGUCUAGCUAGGGUAGAUUAUGAUGCAACGCAAGACGCAUAAUGGAACAUGUAUUAGGAG